GACCUCGGAGACUCCAGAUUGCUGGUGGUCGGAGCUUUUGAAAUUAGAGAACUUUCACCGUCAUUUGGGAGCGAGGAUUUCACCGGAUGCGAGAUACGAACACCCUAAUCACACUUAAUCCAUUAUUGCUUAAACUUUUAUCCUAAUUGCAUGCAUUGUUCUUCCUUCUCGGAUUUCAGUUUUUCUCUGAAGGACGCACUUUAUCUUCUCCAACGUUUCUUCAACUCUUCAAACCAGAUUAAGCAGAUUCACACUGUCCUCUUUACCACCAACGCAUUGGUCGCUUCGAGAUGGAAGACAAAACUCGUCUACAACACUCUCAUUCGAUCUUAUCUCACUACAGGACAAUACAAGACCUCUCUUGCUCUCUUCACCCACAUGCUUGCAAGCCAAGUCCGACCAAUCAAUCUCACUUUCCCUUCUCUGAUCAAAGCAGCUUGUUCAUCUUUCUCUGUUUCUUGUGGGGUUGCCUUACAUGGCCAGACUCUUAAACGCGGUGUUCUAUGGGACCCAUUUAUUCAGACUUCAUUUGUUCGAUUCUAUGGUGAAGUAUGCGAUUUGAAUAGCUCGAGGAAGAUGUUUGAUGAUAUUGUAGACCCUUGUGUUGUAGCUUGUAACAGUUGGCUUGACGCUUGCGGAAGAAACGGAGAGAUGGAUUUUGCUUUCGAAUUAUUUCAGAGGAUGCCUGUAACUGAUGUGGUUUCUUGGACUACUGUUAUCAAUGGGUUUAGUAAGAACGGGUUGCACGCCAAAGCUGUAAUGCUUUUCGGUGAGAUGAUACAGAAUCAGCGUUCGGUAAUAACACCGAAUGAGGCUACUUUCGUUAGUGUUCUUUCUUCGUGUGCUAAUUUGGAUCGAGGAGGUGUUCACUUGGGGAAGCAAAUUCAUGGAUAUGUUAUGACGAGAGAGAUCAUCCUCACUACUUCUUUGGGUACUGCUUUGCUUGAUAUGUAUGGAAAAGCCGGUGACUUGGAGAUGGCAUUGACCAUUUUCCAUCAAAUUUGUGAUAAAAAAGUUUGCGCUUGGAAUGCAAUAAUAUCAGCUCUUUCCUCCAAUGGUAGACCUAAGAAAGCACUACAGAUGUUUGAGAUGAUGAAAUCAACUAACGUGCAUCCAAAUGGGAUUACUCUACUUGCAGUACUCACGGCCUGUGCUCGAUCUAAACUUGUGGACUUAGGUAUCCAGUUGUUCUCUUCCAUAUGUAGCGAGUACAAAAUCAUUCCAACGUCAGAGCAUUACGGUUGCAUUGUUGAUCUCAUAGGCAGAGCUGGACUAUUGGUUGACGCAGUUAAUUUCAUAAGAAGUUUGCCAUUCGAGCCUGAUGCUUCUGUUCUCGGAGCUCUUUUGGGCGCUUGCAAGAUUCAUGAAAAUGCUGAAUUAGGAAAUAAAGUAGGUAAACAGCUUAUCGGACUGCAACCUCAACACUGUGGCCAGUAUGUGGCAUUGUCGACGUUAAAUGCUUUGGAUAGCAAUUGGUCAGAAGCAGAACAGGUGAGGAAAGCCAUGACAGAAGCUGGAAUUCGGAAAAUACCUGCUUACAGUGUGCUUUCUUAAGGCUUAAAAAGUAAGAAGUCCACCCAUAUGAGCUUCCUAUAAAAUUCGUUGGUAAAGAAGAUUAAGAACUUAUUUGAAAACUCAUGUCAGCACAUCAGCUUCCACCAAGAACUCUCUUAGCCUUGGCGGGAACAAGAUCUCAAAGUAGGCUUUGAUGUCUCCUCUUUUCAAAGGUUCAUUUACUGUUUGAGAUCACAAUCUCCUGACUUGGUUUUACGAUACCCAGAACCGGGACUGUUAGGUUCCUCCUGUCCAGAGUUGUGUCGCUAAUGGUUAAAGCAUCUAUAAGAGAGACUUCCUUCUUGAAAAUCAGAUGAGGUGAAAUAGCCUGAUUUUCCGGAGGCAGCCAAAUCUGAGUUGGUCCUUGCAAAGGAGGGCCUAUCUCCUUCACUGAGAUUGCUUUUUCUUAC
Molecule: messenger RNA, 1964 nt
Organism: Capsella rubella
Lineage: Eukaryota; Viridiplantae; Streptophyta; Magnoliopsida; Brassicales; Brassicaceae
Product: putative pentatricopeptide repeat-containing protein At1g10330
Exons: 4
Coding region: 151-1554 (467 amino acids)
Biological process (GO): RNA modification
Molecular function (GO): protein binding; RNA binding
Source: RefSeq, a predicted model, not a curated record